GGUGCGUUCAGGGGCCGGGUCACAGUGUCUGACAGCAGAGCGGCGGCAGGGUGGACAGCAGCUCCACUCUGCUUUCUAGACACGCUGGAGUAAAGUCACGAUCCGGACCAGGACUUUGGGCUCCCUCUGCUCCUCCCUGACAUGGAAGUUUUCCUGGACACUCGUGGGCUGCGAAAGAUGAGAAGUGUGCUGCUGAUGUGUCUGUGCGUGGUUCGAGCCGCAGCCGACUGUCCUAAACCUACAGGAGGAGAUAACAUGGUCUUAACUGAUGCGUCACAUCUGAUAAAUGAGUUUCCCAUUAACACUGAAGUCACUUUAGAGUGCGCUAAUGGAUACACUAUAGAAAGCGGCUCCGGGAUUAUAACAUGCAUUGAUGACAAGUGGACUGAACCAGAGCUCAUCUGUAAAAAGAAAGACUGCGGGGACCCGAAACCUCAGCCACAUAUGAGCUUUGACCUGAAUGAGGGCACGCUGUUUAGUGCUGCAGCAGAAGUCACCUGUGACAAAGGUUACGAGACAAGUGGAUCGAGCCACAUUUACUGCUAUAAUGACGGGUGGAGGGGGAAACCCAGAUGUGAAAUUGUAACGUGCCAAAAACCCCCGGAGGUGACCAAUGGUGAAAGUACGUGGGACUCUGCAGAUGACCCAAAAUAUGGGGAAAUUGUACAAUAUGUCUGUAAUGAAGGAUUCACUCUCACUGGGGAAGAUAGUAUAAUGUGCACUGAACAUGGUGAAUACAAUUCUGAUCCUCCUCAAUGCCAAGGUGUGAUAAAAGAAGAUGUUUUUGCCACAAAAACGGUAACACCAACUUCAACAUCUCCAGCACCAGAAACCUCUACUUCUAAAGCUUCACCAACCACACCCACAGUUCACAGAGAUAAAACUAUCACACCCAGUGCAACACCAACUGUCUCUCCUACAGGUGGAGGAGACGUUUUGACAGCUGAGGAUAAAGCUACUGCAGCCAGUGUUACAUCAAUGACACCAUCUUCAUUUCAAGAUCAUCGUGAUGGCAUUGUCGAUACAAGCAAAGAUGUUGGAUAUACACCUGUUAUAGUCAGUGUGAUAUGUGUUUCAUUAGUUGUAUGUAUAGCAGUGCUCUUUAUACACAAACUCCUUCUGAAGAGGAAAGGCUCAUAUGACACCAGAGAGGACCUGAAGCCGGAGUUAUUACAGUUCCAAAAUCUUUAGUUUGGCUGCCUCACAAAGCUCUGCAAACGGAACCGUUCCUAUCUGUUAAAGAGCAUCUGUGACCUAGGAAGGACAUACCAACAAACUGCCUCUCUGGGGGGAUGGAAAAGAGAACUCACUUAAAUACUAUUGCACUUCAGAAAGAGCAGGUAUACAUAUCUGCUUUGUAAAGUUUAAAUAAUAAUUUAAGUAUGUGUCCAAUGAUUAAAAGCACUUUUUAUAAUGAUGGAUUUUUUUUUAUUUUAACACAUGCUUGUACAUAUUUUCUGCAUACUUAUUUGUACAUAAUUUAUAUUAAAACUGGAAUUUACUCCUCUAA
This is a messenger RNA of Sphaeramia orbicularis (orbiculate cardinalfish), 1510 nucleotides long. RefSeq names its product complement factor H. NCBI's taxonomy places the organism in Eukaryota, Metazoa, Chordata, Actinopteri, Kurtiformes, Apogonidae. The transcript has 13 exons. The record is from RefSeq and is a predicted model, not a curated record. Bases 142 to 1191 code for a protein of 349 amino acids.